CGCUCGGACGCGGCGAACGCGCGACGGGCGAUGGCGAUGGCUUCGUCCGCGGCAUCGACGACGGCGCGCGCGAUGCCGCCGUCGUCGUCGCCGUCGCGCGGCGCGCGUCGUCGCGCACGCGGCGCGCGCGGCGGUGCCCAGGCGAAGAGAGGGCGAGGACGAGGACGACGCCCGCCUCACGCCGUGGCGUCGGACGACGAGGAGGCGCAGUGGACGCCCACGGGUGCGAACGCGACCGCACCUUCGAACGCGCUGGCGCUUUCGAGAUCAGACGGGGGAUCACAGGCGACGACUUUGACGGCGGCGCGCGAGAGCGAAGUCGACCUCUUCGCGCGAUUCGCGCACACGCACGCGGAACUGGUGGCGAGAAUGAUGUCCAACGACGACGAUGGCGAUGACGCGAAAUGUAUGAUUUAUUUGCGUGGGUCCGGUGGGACGACGAGCAUGCGGUUGACGCGCGUCGCCGCCUGGCCGCGGCGAGGGGCGUCAACGGCGUCGACGAAUAAAAAAUCAACUCUCAGCUUCACGGGAGAUUGGGACGAGGGGGGAUUCGACACGGAUAUUAGUGAAAACGUCGACGACGACGAAGACGGCGCGAGCGCGAUUGAUUGGGACGCACCCGAAGACACGUUGGCGUCUCAGAAAACUUUCGAUUUGCCGUCAGCGAACGCCGUCGUGGCGUGCUUGGCGUACGAGGAGUCUCUCAUCGGGCUCAUCGUCGUCGAACGCAUGGGACGAGACGCCGUGGGCGACGCCUCGGUGGCGUUUACGAAGAAACAGCGUAAGUCUCUCGAAGUCUCCGCGAGCGCCUUCGUAGACGCAUGGGCGAUUCAUAGGAACAAUGUCGUCGCCGUCGCCGCCGCGUACCGCGCCGAUCAAACCGUCGGUGGAUAUUUAUACGAGAGUCGGCAACCUCUAACCGCGCUGAGAACGCUCGGGGGCAUGCUGAAGACUUACUUGAAGCCGGACGAUCCGGCGGGUGAUAUGGCGGAGGCGUUAGUGCAGCAAGGAGACGCGCUCGCCGAGCUCAGCGUCAAGUUGGAGAGCGCUCUGUAUCCAAACUCAUCCAUCGAGCAACGAGGCGUGUUGUACGGUGCGAGCGGUGGCCGCACGGACGUCAGCGAAAAGUUUCUAACUGACGGCACACGCGCGCGCGUGACGUCGAAUUCGAUGAGGACCGACGCGUUGACAGUCGUCUCGAGCGAUGAAAUGUGCGACGUCACCAAGGUCGUCAUAACGCUUCUCGCGACAUCAGACGUCGUCGCGACAAGCAGCGGCUUGGCGAUGCGAGCGACGCUGCCCGAAAGUGAGAAUCCGGAAACAGUUGUCUAUGCGAGUCCGAAAGACGUGCGCUCUGCUCUAGCGCAGAUCAUCGACCUCGCGCUUAUGGCUGCUCCUCGCGGCGCCGUAAUAGACGUCGCCGUGGAAGAACCAUACGCGCGAGACGUCCAAACUGGCGUCGGCGUCGAAGUUAAGGUGGACGCAUCGCUUGCGAACGGUUCAGUGUAUGUGGAUACAGACGCUCCCAGCAUGCGCAUCGCUCGCCGUCUCAUCCAGCGCGCUGGAGGUGUUUUAGAAUGCGACAACGAACCGGGCGGCGAUACGAUGGCCAUACGCGUGCGAUAUCCUUCGCGCGAGUACGCGUAG
This is a messenger RNA of Ostreococcus lucimarinus CCE9901, 1647 nucleotides long. RefSeq lists its product with no specific name. The transcript has a single exon. NCBI's taxonomy places the organism in Eukaryota, Viridiplantae, Chlorophyta, Mamiellophyceae, Mamiellales, Bathycoccaceae. The coding region runs from base 31 to 1647 and encodes 538 amino acids. The record is from RefSeq and is a predicted model, not a curated record. Gene Ontology annotation, biological process: signal transduction. Gene Ontology annotation, molecular function: phosphorelay sensor kinase activity.